GCCCUCAGUGGGCGCCACUGCGCCCCGCCAUGCCCGCCAUGCGUGCGACCGUGCCGUACUCACCUGCGACCGCCGCCAAGGGCGUGCCCGUCCUGCACCUGGCGGAGGAGCUUGCGGCGGCCUGCCCGGAGGCGCGCGGGCGGGCCCCGCCACGGCCAGAGGGCGCGCUGGCCGACGGGCGGGCGCCGCGGGCGGAGCGCGUCGCGCAGGAGGAUGGGGCGACGAGGAACACGAUCUCCAUGCUGCAGGAGUUCGUGCAGUGCACGCGGGUGCACCAGGCGCCCCAGCAGCAGCCCGUGCUGCAGUGGCACCUCGAGUCCCGCCUCGGGGCGUCGUCGCUCGGGGCCGCCGCCGCCGCGGAGUUCCGCGCCACGGUCUCCUUCCUGCUGGACGGGGUGCCCCACCACGUCGUCGGGGCGUGGCACUAUUCCAAGAAGAG
Messenger RNA from Prorocentrum cordatum, 439 nucleotides. The record is from the annotation of a GenBank genome assembly. Lineage: Eukaryota; Dinophyceae; Prorocentrales; Prorocentraceae.